This is a messenger RNA of Cantharellus anzutake, 778 nucleotides long. RefSeq lists its product as uncharacterized. The transcript is spliced from 2 exons. The record is from RefSeq and is a predicted model, not a curated record. Bases 340 to 672 code for a protein of 110 amino acids. NCBI's taxonomy places the organism in Eukaryota, Fungi, Basidiomycota, Agaricomycetes, Cantharellales, Hydnaceae.
GUGGAAUGUCAUGACACUUUGGCGGCAAUUAGAAAGGAGAGGGGAGAGAAAAUUUUCGAAUGCUUCGUUGCCACAUGUAGAAGAAAUUUCCUAACGCCAAAGGGUAGGAGACUUCAUCUAAUUAAUUCACACAACUACCCCAAGGAAUACUUCUUUGCCAUCACCAAUAAGGGAAUUGGAGGUCUUUUGAAGAAGUGGGGUCCUGGUGCCAGCCUCAUUCGAAAAGAGUGGAAGCGUCGGGAAAAGCCAGAACAUUCCAGUGAUUCCGAAGAUAAUGGCGAUGAAGAUGGCGAAGAAGUUGAACGCUCAUAUGAUACAGCUCCACGAAAACCAUCUCAAAUGCCGAAAACUGUCCGGGAUCCCCCACCUCACUUGCAAUCACUUCCUCCGGCCUCCACCCAGAACCAAUCCUCUUCUCGAGCCUUCGCAACUCCCACUCCGUCGUCUCCAAAAGCUCCUCCAUCGUCUACUGAACUCUCGAAUGACGCAGAUAACAAUGGCGCGGCCAUGGAUGUACUAAUCCAGAACGUAAGCGCCCUCACUCUAGUGCCAAGUUCAAUCCGAUUUGGCAGAGGCGGAAAACAGAGAGGAUCUGCACCCCGUCCACGCCGAAACAAUCAGCUCAGUGCCGGUUUAACGUCUAAUAUGGAGUUGGAUUUGAAAAGUGGAUAAUGAUGGGAUUUGGUAUUCGAUGUUGCUAUUCCUUCGGUGCGGUGAAUGUCCUACGAAGGGCUUUGGUUCUAGCCCCUACGUCUCCCUUACAUCUCCUCAUCGCGCC